AAUGACACAGACAGAGGGUAUUUGGAAUUGGCUGUAGAUGUUGAAGACAGAACAGAAGUAUUGAUUUUUAACAAACAUAGAACUUAUGUUCUUUACGUGUACUAUCAUUAUCUCUAACAGCACAAAACCCGUUUAUUAAGAUGUCCGCUAAACUUCACGAAGCUCAAGAACAUUGCAAGGCCGCAGAGAAAUUUUUAAAGACAGGAUUCCUGAAGUGGAAGCCUGACUAUGAUUCUGCUGCUGAUGAAUACGGCCAAGCAGCUCAAUGUUACCGCAUUGCACGUGACUUGCAAACUUCAAAGGAUUGCUAUUUUAAAGCUGCGGAGCUUUACAAGAAGAAUCGCGCGUUUUUCCAUGCUGCCAAAGCACUUGAGAAUGCUAUUAUAGUUGGGAAAGAGAUGACACCUCCUGAUCAGCUGUACUCUCUUGCUUGUGAGUCGAGCAGCUUGUACCAGCAACAUGGCUCUGGAGACUCAGGUGCUAGUGUCCUGGACAAAGUGGCGAAGAUCAUUGAAGAGAAAGCCCCAGAAUUGGCAGUUAAGCUCUUUCAACAGGCAGCUGAUGUUUCUUCGACUGAAAGUGGUCAGCACCAAGGCUCAGAGUACAUUAGCAAGUCAUCAAGGAUUUUGGUGAAACUUCAAAGAUAUGAUGAAGCAUUAGAUAGUCUUCGACGUGAAAUUGGUUUCCACCAGGAAGCUGGUAACAUUAUGGCUGUGGGAAGACUGACUGUUGCUAUUGUGCUCGUUCAGCUGGCUAGAGGUGAUGCUGUGGCAGCUGAAAAAGCUUACAAGGAAUGGGGUAACAACUGCGAGGUACCAGAAAUGCAAACCAUCGAGCAACUUCUGCAAGCCUUUGAUGAGGAAGACCGCGAAUCAGCCCAGAGGGCGCUUGCUUCGCCUUUCAUACGUAGCAUGGACGUCGAGUACGCUCGCCUGGCUUCGACCAUUCCUCUGCCUGAAGCUCUGGAGCCGGUUCCAAAAGGCGGUGUACGUCCGAAUGCUGCACUGUCAUAUGUUGCAGCCAGUGCUAACAGCAUAGCGAAGAAGGAAAAUGAAGAAAAUCUACGAAUACAGAAAUCUUUCGAUAAAGCAGCUGAAGAGAAUAAGAAUAAACCGGCUGAUGAUGGAGCUCAAGAUGAGGGAGGCGCUGACGAGGGAGGAUUGUGCUAAACAACUAACACUAGCAAAUGACAUAAUCGGCUUAUUGUCUGUUGGUUCAUCAAUUGAUAAUUAUUGUUUUUGUGUUAUUACUCAUGGUAUUGUAUAAUUUAAUUCAUAUUUCCCAUAGAUUUAGCCCAGAAAUAUUAAAAAUAUCCACUAAUAACUGAAAAUCGUUACUAGCAAAACUAUCGUACUUAGUUUUUAGUUGUUAUUAAUUUCUGCUAUAUAACCUGCUAAUUUUAUAAUUUCCUACACUAUGUUGAUAUAGUUUAGAUUGAUGUCAAUGCGUAAGAAAACAGUCAAUAGAUAACUACAAUAUUAUAUUAUAAUUAUUUUUUUAUAGAUAGAAAAUAUAUUUUUGACGCAUACAAGAUUUUACAGUGUACCUGUAUUAAUUAUGUAUUUCACGUUUUUUUGAUGUUUUUUGCAACUGCAUAAUUAAGCAGCCAACAAAGAUAUCUAAUGUACUUGGAUCUGGUUAUAUGGAAUAUAAAAUUAAAUUUAAUUUUGGUGAAAAACAAACAUUAGGUAUAAUUCUCGGCAAACAUCUUGAACAAUCCAUUUAAAUGCGCAGAAGUCGAUUUCUCGGUCUCUUUGGUGGGGCGAAGGGAACGCGGGGGAAUACAGAGCGCGCGCCCACCUGCUAUUGGUCAAUCAGUCCGCCUUGUCCAUUGUCUUAUAAUGUACCUGCGCGAACUUUUCCCCACUACGCCGGUUUUUGUUCAAGAUGUUUGCCCAUACCUAUACAUAUUAAAUAAUUACGAAUUUUACACUCAGAUAUCCAAGUACAUGUACACAACGAAUGUCAAAUUUGUUGCAAAUAACAUUGAAAACAAACGCCAUACAUACAUAUUGUGCAACCGGAUACAUUAAUUGCUGAUAGUUUGUAGAUAAAGCUAUAUUUUUAAUAUAGAGCUUGUUGAUUUUUCCUAAAGGUUUAACUGUUAAUCUAUGACAUACAUGCUUGUAAUCUGUAAUUCCAAUACACUUACCUAAUUCAAUACAAUACCUAUAAUCAGGUCUCUUACUAGGAAAAGAUCUCAUUUCUUUGAGUAAUACUUUAACUUAAAAUCGAUACUAAUUUUUUGGGAGAGAGUUAAUCAAAUUAUUAUCCGCCGAGGCAUAAUUAUCCACCCACUUUAAUAUACUCAUCAUCAUAUCAGCCGAUGGACGUCCACUGCAGGACAUAGGCCUUUUGUAGGGACUUCCAAACAUCACGAUACUGAGCCGCCUGCAUCCAGCGAAUCCCUACGACUCGCUUGAAGUCGUCAGUCAACCUGGUGGGGGGGCGACAAACACUGCGCUUACUAGUGCGGGGUCGCCAUUCCAUCACCUUGGGACCCUAACGUCCAUCAGCUCUUCGAACUAUGUGCCCCACCCAUUGCAACUUCAGCUUCGCAACUCGUUGAGCUAUGUCGGUGACUUUUAUUCUUCUCCGGAUUCGGAUCUUCUCAUUUCUGAUUCGAUCACGCAGAGAUACUCCUAACAUAGCUCGUUCCAUCGCCCGCUGUGUGACUCUGAGCCUUCUUAUGAGGCCCAUAGUUAGCGACCAAGUCUCGGAUCCAUAGGUAAUCACUGGCAACACGCACUGUUCGAACAGUGCGUAAUAUACUCGCGUCAUAUUAAAGAGGGCGGAUAAUUGAGCCUCUGAGUAUAUUAUACUAGCGGACCCAGUCAAAGUUCGCUUUGACUUAUGUGCACUUCUUCCCUAUCUUUGCUCUACGCUACUCUACCCCUACCCCUUGAACGUUUGUAUGGGAAAUAGAAAAGGGUUUUUAUGGUAUUCCCCUCUAUUAUUCUAAUUUUCUUUCCCUAUACUUCCACGAACAUUUCAAGACCAAGAUAAGAUGAAUCCGUUCAGCCGUUCUCGAGUUUUAGCGAGACUAACGAACAGCAAGUCAUUUAUAUAUAUAUAUAUAUAUAUAUAUAUAUUGAUUAUUAAUUAAAGUUGUUGUAUUUCGUCUGUGUUAUUUUUCAAUAACGAAAUCGAGAGUUGUAUUUCAAUAUUUAUGUUAGGUUAAACAUUAUAUGUAUAUAAUGAAGUUAUUUUCAUUUAUAGUCUUAAGUGAUAAACCAAAAUAGGUUUUUAAGUUGAUCGUAUUUUAGAUAAUUGAUUGAAAUAUACAACUCUAGCAAUAUCAAAUAUUCUAAAUUUAUAUUACACCAAUUAAAUGUGUAACUAAUAACUAAUAUGUAGUUAUAUAAUUUGUUUAAAUUAAUUAAUUGAUGUUUAAAAGUAAUAUUGUAUCAUUAGAGGUUGUCUUAAUAUAAAGAGCAUAAUUAUAUCAAAAAGGGAACUGUUGGUUAUUAUUAACGAUUUGUCAUAUACAGAUAUUUGAAACUGUCUGCAUACAUUUUUGAAGCUUAUAUAGCCCUAAAUUCCAUUAUUAUUAUUUAAUUCAAGGAAAUUUAUGGUAUUGGACUUUUUUCACAAACAUUAUUAAUAAAAUUAUUAUUUGGUGAAUUUAGCGGUUAAAUAUAAAUGUUAUGUAGGUACAUGUUACAAUGAAAUUGAUUAGAAAUGCUGAUAAUGUAUCAAAAUAUAUGUUAACCAUACAUUUAAGCUUGCAUUUGGCUUCAAUUUUAGUUGUUUGUUUACGCUUUUGGCGUUAAUUGUGUAAAUUUUGUGUUUGUGCUAUUAGAAUUUUGUAAAAUUAAUUAUACAAUCAGUUUUACAAACAUAUAUUUUAUGUAUCGGCUCGGGUUUAGAUAAAUCAUAAAUAUAAAUGUCACUUUUUCUAAAAUAGGCACAAUUUUGUAUUAGACCUUGUGAAUGUCUGAUUUUCAAUUAUUCUAUGUAUAAGGUUAGAUAAAUAAAUAAAGUGGGAGUUAAUUUCUUAUGGAGGCCUAUGAAAUAAUAUGUGACAUGUGACCGGGUCAGAAAAGUUUGUGGCACUAGUCUUUCUAAUAAUGUACGAUGAUUUUUAUUUUAAACGUGUUUGAGAAUAAGCAAAAUUAUGCAUAUCCCAAAUUAAAACAAAUAGCAAUAUUCAUAUUCUAAAUUACAUAGGCAUUUGUUAUUUGUUUAUAGAGUAUAUUUUGAUUAUUACAUAAAUAAUAAUAUUACAUAAGUGUAAGAUAUUUUGACUAUUGCUAUUGAUUGUAUUAUAAUAUACAAUAAUUAGAUUAAGUUUGAAGAGGUUCUAAUUAUAAUUAUACAUAUAGCUCAGGCUGCCCUGGGUUAUUUCUUCAUGAUCAGUUUGUAUGUCGAUUAGAGGUACAUGUACUUAUUGUUGAUAUAACGCGGGAUGAACUUUCAAGUCAGGGGCGUAGCUAUCGUCGUAUCAAUUAUACCGAGCCCCCGGACUACAGGGGCCUUACAAAAGUGAAAACAAAAGUUAGUAAAAUGUAAUCCACAAUCUCACUUAAUCUGGUGUUUCCCGAAAAAAAAAACACAAUAUAAAAAACUGCAAUUAUUAUUAAAAUUCCAGUACGACCAUUUUUAGGAGAAAUACAGCCUCGGAUAAUUUGGUCGCUCGUCUUUUAGAUAAUCCCUCUUUAACUUUGGCUCCAAAAUACUUGGCCCCUCCAAGGCACGCUACGUCACUGUUUCAAGUUAAGGAUUCCAAUGUUAGAAUUGAUGGCUGUUUCCCACAGCUGUAUGCCGUAUGUCCAAACUAGCUUUCGCAAUGCUUUAUAUAUUAGCAUUUUGUUACUGUCGGCCAAGUAGCCAGUCGUGACAGCGGAGUUUCUAAUCUGUUCUAAUUUGUAUAUUCAUUCACUGCAGAUCCUAGAGAUGAUUAUGAUAUAGCCUAAAUCAUUAAAUCGCCGACAUAUGCAAAAAUGUAGUAUUCUCGUCUCUUAUCGCACAAGACACUCUUCUGAAUCUACAAUUAAUUAGACAACAUUUAUUUCCAUCUUUAAGAAAUGUCAUCGAUUUCAUGAAAUUACUUGUGUAUAGUCGGAUGCAAACUUUAUGACGUCUCCGAAAUCAUCUGCGGUCGUCGCUUCGCGCACAUCAUACGUAAAAUAAGACGCGUGAGGAGACUGAGUAGAAAGGGGGCGCGCUGGGUGAAAUCCUGCCGCGCUCCUACUUUACCGCUGAUAACUAAAUUCUUGUAGUGCGCAGUUUAACACACGAUGUACCAAAACGUCAUAAAGUUUGCAUGCUAUUAAACUUAUUAAAUAUUUUGAAUUUAAGAGCUUUUCGGGAACGAUGUAAGGCAUAGAGGAAUGAAAUAUAUAAAACUACUUGUAAGAAAUGAGAAGAUAGCUGAUUGUUAUUAGUUGCGUUUGUCUUCUUUGAAAUAAAAUAAUCAAAUAAUAA
Bicyclus anynana (squinting bush brown) is the source of this 5427-nucleotide messenger RNA. It is a transcript of the gene gammaSnap1, whose product is annotated as gamma-soluble NSF attachment protein. The record is from RefSeq and is a predicted model, not a curated record. The transcript has 8 exons. Gene Ontology annotation, biological process: intracellular protein transport. Lineage: Eukaryota; Metazoa; Arthropoda; Insecta; Lepidoptera; Nymphalidae. The coding region runs from base 141 to 1169 and encodes 342 amino acids. Gene Ontology annotation, molecular function: soluble NSF attachment protein activity; syntaxin binding. Gene Ontology annotation, cellular component: vacuolar membrane; SNARE complex.